AUGCGACCAGAGGCUGCAGGGGGUGUUCGACAGCCAGCGGCUGCUGGCAGCGCAGAUCGACGGCCUCGCAUCGCAGCUCGACAAGUUCAACGCGGUGAGCCGCACCCCGGCCCUGUCGCCCCACAUCGACAAGCUCCUACGCGCCAAGGCUCGCAUGGUCGUAAUCAACACCACCCUCGCCAACAUUCAGCACCGACUCGUACGCAUCCAACGCGAACACGCCCCCGCCCCGCGUCCCUUUGCCGAAGGCGUUGCCCCGACUUCUACCGCCUCUCCAUCAUCAACUCCAUUUCCAUCUUCGCCAUCUUCAUCUUCAUCUCAGCCUGCGCCAACCCCGCCCCCAGCAGCAGCUCCUCGACCAGCACUUCAACAGCUCCCGCAGCAGCGGCAACCCAGCCGGCUGGGGCCGGCGGCGGCGGCGGCGUGAUGUCGUCGUGGCUCAACAAGGCCAAGGCCGCGCUGGUCGAGGCUCCCGCGUCGCUCUCGAACUUGGCCGGUCCGUCCUCCACCACCGCUCAGCCAGCUGCGGCCACCACCACCGCGCCCUCGCCUUCAGCAGGCCUCGAGCAACAGCCGCCCUCGGCUGCUGAACCGAGCGCAGCGCAGGAGGCCGAGCCUGCGGAGGCGUCAAGCGCUGAGCCGACCAACGAACCAGCACAGGAGGAGGAGCAACAGCCGCAGCCCGAGGAAGAGGCCGACAAGACAUUGGCAGCCGCUGAAGCUGACGAAGUGGUCGCGCCAGCGGAGGAGGCUUCCACCACCGAGUCCCAGCCCACACCCGCAGCCGAGUAA
This is a messenger RNA of Acanthamoeba castellanii str. Neff, 792 nucleotides long. RefSeq lists its product as uncharacterized. Bases 1 to 792 code for a protein of 263 amino acids. The transcript has 3 exons. Lineage: Eukaryota; Discosea; Longamoebia; Acanthamoebidae. The record is from RefSeq and is a predicted model, not a curated record.